This is a messenger RNA of Pygocentrus nattereri (red-bellied piranha), 2613 nucleotides long. RefSeq names its product ATP-binding cassette, sub-family G (WHITE), member 8 (gene abcg8). The transcript is spliced from 13 exons. Gene Ontology annotation, molecular function: ATP binding; ABC-type transporter activity; ATP hydrolysis activity. Lineage: Eukaryota; Metazoa; Chordata; Actinopteri; Characiformes; Serrasalmidae. The record is from RefSeq and is a predicted model, not a curated record. Bases 128 to 2170 code for a protein of 680 amino acids. Gene Ontology annotation, biological process: cholesterol homeostasis. Gene Ontology annotation, cellular component: plasma membrane.
CUACACUGUCCACAGCAGUUCAGCUCAGCAGACAGAGCAACAGGUGCUCCUUCAGGCUUCCAACCUGGACCACGGGGUCUUAGGGCCUCCAAUUCAGCAACUCUACUAGUUCCUCUAGUCAGGCACCAUGUCCAAUGAGAGCAAGCUCGAUUUGGAAAGCGGCCUCAGCCUACCAGCGCUGCCACCCAGGAAGGUCACAGACAUUAGACUGUUUUCCUCACGAGAAGAAGAUAGCAGCCUCUAUUUUACCUACAGUGGGGGUCACAAUGAGCUGGAGGUCAGGAAUCUUCACUAUCAGGUGGACACAGCAGCUCAGAUCCCCUGGUACGAAAGACUGUCUGAGUUUAAAAUGCCCUGGGAGGUGCAGGGCAAUAAGCAGACAGCCAUCAAGGACUUGAACCUGCGAGUGCACAGCGGCCAGAUGCUGGCUGUUAUCGGCAGCUCGGGCUGUGGGAAAACCUCCCUGUUGGACAUCAUAACAUGUCGGGAUGAAGGUGGCACCAAGCAAUCCGGAGAGGUACUGAUCAAUGGUAAACCCUUCACGCCUUCGCUAGUGAAGAAGAGCAUCGCUCACGUCCGGCAGGAUGACCGCUUGUUACCCCACCUGACUGUGCGGGAGACUCUCCUCUUUGUGGCCCAGUUGCGCCUGCCAACACACUUCUCACAGGCGCAGAAAGAUCAAAGGGUGAACGAUGUCAUUGCUGAACUGCGGCUAAGACAGUGUGCUAACACACGGGUAGGGAAUGACUAUAUACGGGGGGUGUCCGGUGGGGAGAGGAGGAGGGUCAGUAUCGCUGUUCAACUUCUAUGGAACCCAGGCAUUCUUAUCCUUGAUGAGCCUACAUCAGGUCUUGACAGCUUCACUGCCCACAACCUGGUCAUCACCCUGUCCCGCCUGGCCCGAGGGAACCGUCUGGUCCUGCUCUCGGUUCACCAGCCCCGUACAGACAUCUUCCAGCUCUUUGACUUGGUGGUGCUGCUCUCUUCAGGCUCAGCUGUGUACUGUGGCCCAGCCAAAGACAUGGUGUCCUACUUUACAUCUCUGGGAUACCCAUGUCCUCGCUACUGCAAUCCCUCAGAUUACUAUGUGGACUUGAUCAGCAUUGACCGGCGCAGUCUGGAAAAAGAGGCUGCAUGUCUAGAACUAGCCAGGAUCUUGGCAGCCCAUUUUCAGGAAAAGGUUAAGAACACCAGUGACUUCAUGUGGAAGUCAGAGGAGCAAACUGUUCCAGUCUUGGAGAAUACCCAAAGGAUGUCUAGCAACAUCCAUUCCGUAUCAAAUGAUGAAAGCAGCAUCACAGUGUCCCAACAGAUGGACCGCCUGCCUGGCCCACUGCACCAGUUCUCCGUCCUGAUUAAGAGGCAGGUGUUUAAUGACUAUCGUGACCUGGUGAAGUUGGUGGUCCAUGGCCUGGAGGCCCUGCUGAUGUCACUACUUGUUGGCUUCCUUUACUUUGGGGCGGGAGAGGAGCAGCUGUCCAUGCAGGACACUGUGGCCCUGCUCUACAUGAUAGGAGCUCUGACGCCUUUCGCUGUGGUGCUGGAUGUCAUAGCUAAGUGUCACUCAGAGAGAGCCAUGCUGUACCAUGAAAUGGAGGACGGGAUGUACUCAGUAACCUCAUACUUUUUUGCCAAGGUCCUGGGGGAGUUACCAGAGCACUGUGUCUUUAUCCUUGUGUACGGUCUGCCGAUCUACUGGCUGGCUGGCCUGAAUGCUGCACCAGACCGCUUUGUGCUGAACUUCUUACUGGUAUGGCUCAUGGUGUACUGCAGUCGCACCAUGGCUCUGUUCAUAGCAGCAGCGCUGCCCACCCUACAGACCUCAGCCUUCAUGGGAAACGCGCUCUUCACCGUUUUCUAUUUGACUGGGGGCUUUGUCAUGAGCCUGGACAACAUGUGGUUGGUGGCCUCCUGGUUGUCCCAUAUCUCCUUCAUGCGCUGGGGGUUUGAGGGCAUGCUGCAGGUCCAGUUCCGCGGUCUCUCCUAUUCACUCAGCCUGGGCAACUUCACCAUCAACGUAGACGGCAUGGCAGUGGUGGAGGCGCUGCAUAUGAACCAGUUCCCGCUGUUCUCCUGCUAUCUGGUGCUGAUUGCUAUAGUGCUGGUCUUCAUGCUGCUCUACUACCUGUCCCUCAGGUUCAUUAAGCAGAAGUCGUCCCAGGACUGGUGACGAAAAAUACUCUGGGAUAAUCAGUCCACAGGCCACGUCCUCUCUGGAAGACACUUUGAGUCACUUGGGGCUACACCUGACUGCCGCUGGAUGGCAGCAAAGCACUGUGUACCCCCACCCUCCUUCACAACCGGUUACAGUGCUCAGCCUCCUUUUGCUUUUCUUUUUGGCAAGCGAUUAGAGCACUACUUUGGCAGAUAUCCAUCUGCAGCUUUCACUUGCAUUUUCUCUCUCUGUGUUUUUUUUCGUACAGCUUAAUCUUUUUGUAUACUAAGAUUAUUAAGCUUAACAAUGCGUGUGCCUGUAAAGGUAUUUUAAAAGGCCUCUGAAACGUUCAGCAAGGCACACUAGGAAAGCAUGUGUGUUGUAAGAACGGGAUAAUGUAAGUUUUGCACUGGUGCAAAACCCUGAUAAAAUUUGCCAAGAUUACGUUUGAAAUCACA